Aptenodytes forsteri (emperor penguin) is the source of this 1617-nucleotide messenger RNA. It is a transcript of the gene CUNH1orf116, whose product is annotated as chromosome unknown C1orf116 homolog. The transcript is spliced from 4 exons. Lineage: Eukaryota; Metazoa; Chordata; Aves; Sphenisciformes; Spheniscidae. Bases 1 to 1617 code for a protein of 538 amino acids. The record is from RefSeq and is a predicted model, not a curated record.
AUGCCUAGGAAGGAGCUGGGGCUGGGGAUGGCUGGCUGCAACUCUGGCAGCUGCGACAGCAUGGUCAGCACGGCCUCCAACCACUCGCAGCAUAGCGAUAACAGUUAUGACUACUUAUCUGUGGAAGAGAAAGAGUGUUUGAUGUUCUUAGAAGAAACUAUUGGCUCACUGGAUGCAGAAGCAGACAGUGGGGUCUCUACUGAUGAGACCGACUAUGUGGAGCCCUCCAAGCUGCCCGGGACAUGGCCUAAGAGAGACUCCGUUCCCCAGGAUUUGGAAAAUGGGGCUCCCCCUCCUAGUGUAGGUCAGCAGCGUGCAGCUGAACAGAAGAGCGGUAAGAACACCUCCGCCUUCUCAAGCUCGGCUCCAGCAGCGGUUCCAAGCCCAGGCUAUUACAGUCUUCCAAGGAACAUCACUGUAGCAAAUGCACAAAGAGCAAAUGGAGCUUCUGACAGCAAAGUGACUGUCUGCACGGUGGAGGACCCAGUGCCAGUAGGUAAAUCUUCACAGGAGAUGGCCAAGGAGGACAGGCUUGACCAAGCCAACGUGAGAAACCAGAUAAAAUGCCAAGAGGGAAACAGCCAAGGAGACCAAGACUUGGACUUCAUGGGGCCAGCCAGAGAAAUCCAUGUUGGAAGAGGCCCCUCAGGACCCAGAUGCAUGAGAAACCAGAUAAAGCCCCUGGGGUCUUUGUUUAUCCAACCUCCAGAUCCCUUCCAGGAUGAGCUGGUGAGCCAUGAGUGGUCCCGCAGCAAUCACUCAGAUGCCAAGAGGGAAACAGCCAAGGAGACCAAGACUUGGACUUCAUGGGGCCAGCCAGAGAAAUCCAUGUUGGAAGAGGCCCCUCAGGACCCAGAUGCCAAGCGUGGGCCUCCAACUGCCCCCAAACCGCGAAAAUUACCACCAAAUAUUAUACUGAAAACCAGCAAAAACAGCCCAGUGCCACUCACCAUGGAGCCUGGCCAGAAGGUAAAAGCACCACCUCCAUCCUCAGCUGGCUCUCAGCCUGGCUCUGCCAGUGACACCGCUGCUGAAAAAGCAAAUUCAGGGCACCUCGACCCCAAGGAGAGGGAGAAAGCCCGGCGGGAGGCGUUGGAGAAGCUUGGACUGCCACAGGACAGGAGGGAGCCCAACACCCACCUUCAACCUACCAUGCAUCCCCAACCAAGGGAGAUGGCAUUCCCUGUCCCUGGGGAACCCGAGGCACACUGCAGGGCGGCGGAGAGGUCGGUGCCAGGUAUCCGGCAGAUGAGCUUCAAAUCCAACACCCUGGAGCGCUCCGGCGUGGGGCUGAGCAGCUACGUGACCAGCGCCAAGGAGCAGAGCAUCAAGACCAGCAGCUCCCUGGGCAAGAUGUCCUUCAUCGAGCGGCUCGCCCCAAGCUUCCUCAGGAGCAGCCGCCCCCGGCCAGCAUCCCUCGGGGCAGGGAAGGACUUUGCUGGUCUGAAGGAGCCCGGGCAGGUGGAGCAGGAGAAGAGCAGCAAGCGGCGAUCCCACCCACUGCAGAGCUUCCCCAGGCCACCCCACUCCUGCGUCAGCGUGAAGAUUUCCCCCAAGGGUGCAACCGAUGAGAACCGGCGAGAGGCACUGAAGAAGCUCGGUCUGCUGAAGGAAUAG